Molecule: messenger RNA, 372 nt
Organism: Hansenula anomala
Lineage: Eukaryota; Fungi; Ascomycota; Saccharomycetes; Phaffomycetales; Wickerhamomycetaceae
Exons: 1
Coding region: 1-372 (123 amino acids)
Cellular component (GO): ubiquitin ligase complex
Source: RefSeq, a predicted model, not a curated record
AUGGGUCUUUAUUAUCAAGAUAACUUGGAUGAUUUUGGCCAUAGAAGAACUAUCUUCAAAUGUUCAGACUGCUACUCCCAUUUCUUUACAUCUUCAGACAUCAUAUCAGACAAUUUCCAUGGUAAAAAUGGUACUGCAUAUCUAGUUGAGAAAGUUGUUAAUGUUAAAAGAGGACCAACAGAAAUAAGAAGUAUGAUGACUGGUGAGUAUACAGUCUGUGACACGUUAUGUCAACAAUGUGGUAAAUACAUUGGCUGGGAAUAUUUAACUGCUGAUGAGAUUAGUGAAAAAUAUAAAGAAGGGAAACACGUUAUUGAGGUGUGUGGGUUAGGUGCUUCCGGGAUGGAUAAGAAGAAGGAGCUAUUGUUUUAG